AUAUGAUCUCGGCGUCGUCCGAAAGUUAACCUAGCAAGUGCUUCUACCAUUAAAACAAAUAACAAAAAUAUUGGAAAAAAACAUAUAGUGCGAUAAUAAAUUAAAAAACUUGUAAACGAAUAAAAAACAAAACUAAAUUGAAAGAGUUCCAGAAAAUGUACUUAAUACAGAAUAACUUACAUUGAAUUAUAAAUUAUCGCCGUAAAUUAUGCUUCAAAUUACAACAGUCACACUUAAUUCGUUGUUCACACGUUGUAGUAAUAAAUCCGUCAGCGGUACUUAUAUAUUUUUACAAAGUAAUAUACUUUAUGAGCCAAAUAGACACGCGAUACGUAAAAUGAAAUUCAAAUGCUGUCAGAAAUUAUUAUGCACGUCACAUUUUACGAGACUGUGCUGCCACCAUACUGUACCUAAAAAAGUUCGGUAAAACGAAAUACAGUUUUGGCGGAAAUUAUGUACAUAUAGAAUAGAGUCGAAUAUUAUAUACUCGUCGUAACAUUAAUAUAAUUUUUAAUUACUAAAAUAUAUAAUUUCUUUAAAAAUUAUUACUACUUUCAAAACUGUGAAUUACGAUGAAAAGUUAAUUUAAUAUGAAGACUUUACAAACAGUAAAGAAAAAAGGGAAUGUAUUUGUAGGUCACUUUCGUUGUUUAAUUUCAAAAGUGAAAAAUAUUUGAAAAUAUCAUUAGCGUUUUUAAUCUUCAUAAAUGUAUAUAUUACAUAUAAUAAUAGAGAAGAUAAAAUAACACUAUUUUAAAGAAAUUCAUAUUAUAAUAAUAACAAUGUUUUGCAAAGAUAAUAUUAAACUAUCAGCAGAUUCUAAUGCAAAGAGCAUUACAGAAGCAAAGGUUAUUGAAGUACUACGAAAAAAAAAUUAUACAUUAAAUACAGUGAAUUGUUAUGGGGACAAUUUAUUGCACAUCAGUGUCGCAAAUGGUUGUUUUAAUAUUACAAAAGAAAUUUUACAAAACGAAACUUGCGGUAAUAUUAUAGACAGAAAAAAUAAAUUUGGAUGGACACCAUUAAUGUUAGCUAUUCGAAAUAGAGAUAUCAAAACAGUGAAAUUUCUUUUACAAAAUAAUGCUGAUGUAAAUAAAUCAACUUAUCUUGGUAUGUCUGUUCUUGGAUUAGCAGCUGCAAUAGAUGCAAAUAUGUUUCAAACUGUAUACGAAGCAUGUCCAUCUGCAUUAUUAAAUUCUAUGCAUGAUGACAUUACACCACUCUGUAUAGCUGCUAUGAAAAAUGAUAAAGAACUUUUUUUUAAAUUACUAGAUUUAGGGUUUGAAAUUUCCAAAAUCAAUGAAUAUACACAUAUCACAAUGAAACUAUCAACAGUACCUGAAAUAAGAAAUUUAGCAGAAAAAAGUGAUGUAGAAGAUUAUUGGAGUGAUAUCUCAGAUAAUAUUUCUACAGAAGUAACUUUAGAAAAGAAAGAGCUACUGCAUUCUUUCAAAUCAAUAAAAGAAAAUCAAAAGAAAUAUGAUAUGCAAACAUUACAAAAUAUACAAAAUGAGUGCAAUAAGAAAGAUAAAAAUGAUAAUAUUGUACCAUUUUUAAGUUCUUUUAAAAAUCCAACUAUUGUAUUUCACCCUUCGGAAGAAAAAAAUGAUGGCUCUAAUAAGAACAUAAUAGAGAAUUCAAAUCAGUGUAUAAAACGAAGACCUUCUACACUAAAUUUAGUGGUAGAUCAUAUAAAUCCCAUUCAAAGCAGUAUAAUUUCACCUGUACUGACCUGUACUCUUGAUAUACCACCAGCAUCUCCAAAUAUAUAUUUUACUCAAAAUAAUUAUGACAAUGAAGUUAACACGGAUGUAAUAAACAAUGUGAAAAAUGAAUCAUUAAUUCAAGAUAAAAAUAAGACACCAACAGAAUAUUUGGAAUGUAAUGAAUGUUUACAGGAACCACAUUUGCAAAGACUGCAGUCUAUCCGACCACCAGACUUAAACAUUCAAAAUGAUCAGGAGGAUCUUGAUGCCACUCUUACUUUUACACCUAAAUUUAGCCCAAUUCGUUCACCACAUGUACCUGCAGAUUUAAAUGAUGAAAAUGUGUUUGGAGAAGAUACACCAACCCCCCCGCAUUAUAGAACACCACCAAGAGGAAUGAUUUUGAAUUCUGAAGAAACAAAAAUGUGUAUUUUAUUGCAACAUCAUGGAUUACAUCAGCAUAUCCCUAUAUUUCUUGAGCAAGAAGUAGAUAUUGACUUGUUUAUGACUCUAACCGAUCAGGAUUUAAUGGAAAUUGGUAUAAAGGAUGAUUCAGACAGAAAAGUUAUAUUGAAUGUUAUAAAUGAGUGUUUUAAAUCAAUGAUGUAGAGACAUGUAUAUUAUUAUUAUUUAUAUUGUUAUUUUAUUUAUUGGAUAUUUUAUUUUUAUAUAUAAUAUUUGAAGAAAAUUACUAUAAAAAUGCAAACACAAUGUUUAAUUGGUUUUAAUAUUUAACAUUUAAUAAUGUGCAGAAGGUUUUUCAAAAUUAUAUGUUGUGGCUACUGUAGUGUGACUUGCUACUUGAUUGACCUCGAUCUUGAAUUUCAAGAUUAAGGAAAAUAAAACAUCCUCUACAUAUUGUUAUUUAAUAAUAUCAUAAUAUUAUUCUGUAAUACCUUCAUAGUUCUAAAAUUAUAUACAUAUUUUUAUAAUUAUA
Nomia melanderi (Alkali bee) is the source of this 2643-nucleotide messenger RNA. RefSeq lists its product as uncharacterized. The record is from RefSeq and is a predicted model, not a curated record. Gene Ontology annotation, molecular function: protein binding. Lineage: Eukaryota; Metazoa; Arthropoda; Insecta; Hymenoptera; Halictidae.